Molecule: messenger RNA, 410 nt
Organism: Microstroma glucosiphilum
Lineage: Eukaryota; Fungi; Basidiomycota; Exobasidiomycetes; Microstromatales; Microstromataceae
Exons: 1
Coding region: 40-390 (116 amino acids)
Source: RefSeq, a predicted model, not a curated record
AGCGAAAGGGUUCGAAGGUCAGAAAGCAUUUGGGGUUAUAUGAGCACCUCUGCUCUGCUGGCGGUAAGCCUGUUCCAGGGAAACCAACUAUUACCCGGUAUAUCCUUGAAGGAGUUUAGCGCCGAGGGACCUUCUUCACUGCACUUCUUUGCCGAUCUUCCUCGAUCGAUCCUCGAGGCGAUGGGCACAGUCACGCGCGCAGUGUCGGCGGCAAUGAAGCAGGCGGCGGCGGCGAUCAUGACACACCUCGUAGCCGCUCUUUCCGGCGGUACCUGUGCCUGGCAGGCGGACGCGGAAGGCAACGAGAGCCCGGGGGGCCGGAAGCCCGGGCCUGAGGAGACUAAGUGUUUGCCGAUGGCAAUUAAACCCCUUGGCUACCUUGCUCACUAGCCCAGACGAUGAUCAGGGCC